Molecule: messenger RNA, 2064 nt
Organism: Metarhizium album ARSEF 1941
Lineage: Eukaryota; Fungi; Ascomycota; Sordariomycetes; Hypocreales; Clavicipitaceae
Exons: 4
Coding region: 1-2064 (687 amino acids)
Biological process (GO): carbohydrate metabolic process
Source: RefSeq, a predicted model, not a curated record
AUGGAUGCCGCUCAGCUUCCUCUCGGCGCCCUCGUUGGCGCUGCGUCAUCCGUGAGAAUCCUCCAGCCGUGGCAUCAUGCCCCUCUGCCCCUGGGAGACAUCAAGCCGAGCGGUUGGCUUCGGGGCGAGAGCCGGGCCAUGGCCGACGGCCUCUUUGGACAUGAGCAUGACUUUUACGUGUACGUGAAUUCGUCCAGCUGGCUGAACAAGCCUGGCACUGGCGGCGUCGAAUACAGCAAUCUCAACGAGGCCCUGCCGUACUGGUUCAACUCCAUCGUGCCCCUGGCCUACACGCUCGACGAUCACAGACUCAAGGACCAGGCGCGCACCGUCGCCGCCCAGGUCCUCGGCUACCAGGCCGAGGAUGGCUGGAUUGGCCCCGAGGUCGGGGACGCGAGGAACUUCUGGGCACGAACGCCCAUGCUCCUCGGUCUGAUCCAGCUGGCCGAGGCGGACAAGGACAGUUGGGAGAAGCCCGUCGUGGACAGCCUGCGUCGCUUCAUGGCCCUGGCCAACAAGAUGCUCAAGAACAACAGCGAGGGAUUCGUCCGGUGUCGCGGCGGCAUUGACUGCUCAUGGGGCCAAGUCCGCAUCCACGAUCUCAUCAUCACCAUUCAAUGGCUCCUUGAGCGCCACCCGUCGUCGUCCCAGGACCCGUUGCUGUGGGAGAAUAUGGACUUGUUCUAUUCCCAGAAUCCACGCAAAUGGAACGUCUACUACGCCAGUCCCCAGCGCGCUGAUCCGACAAAUGCAGACCUCUUUCCAUAUAUCCAUGGCGUCAACGUCGGACAAGGCCUCAAAGCAUCGUCCGUGCUGUAUCGCAUCAAUGGCAGCCAGGCCCUGGCUGAAAGCAGUCGCACAGCCGUGGACUGGACCUUUGCAAACUACGGCUCGGCUUCCGGGACUAUUCUUGCCGACGAGUACGAAGCCGGCUCGGCCCCCUACGGUGGCAGUGAGUUGUGUACGGCCGUCGAGACCAGUUACUCGCUGGCCUACCUCUACCAGAUCCUCGGCGACAACUCCUUUGCCGACAGGGCCGAGCGCAUCAUAUUCAAUGCCUUUCCCGUCAUGAUGACGGGCGACAAGUGGGCGCACCAGUACAUGGCGCAGCCAAAUCAGCCGUGGGCCGUCAACGUGACCAAGGCGGACGGCAGAACGCCGCCUGUAUUCACGACCGCCAACAGCGGCCUCGCGACGACAUUUGGAAUGGAGCCCCUGUACCCGUGCUGCACCGUCAACCACGGGCAGGGAUAUGCCAAAUUUGUCUCCCACAGCUGGGUGAGAGUCGGCGAAGGGGGGCUCGGCCACGCCCUCCUCAGCCCGACCAAGGUGGUUACCACGGUAAAUGACGGCGCCGUCACCAUCACCUGCGACACGGCAUACCCCUUCGAAGACACCCUGGAGUAUCGAAUCGACGCAGACGCAUCAUUCGACCUCUACUUGCGUGUCCCAGACUGGGCGACCAGCUACACCAUCACGGCGAUAUCACCAGCCGGCGUUGCUACCAACAUGACCGCCACCACCAAGGCCGUCGCCUCCCACUCCGGCAAGGGCAUGCAAAGGGUCCCGAUAGAGGCGGGUGGCUCCAAGGUCAGGUUCACCAUUGGCGCCGCGAUUCGCACCGAGGCGCGUCCCAACGACGCCGUCGCCGUCUUCUUCGGCAACAUGAUGUACGCCCUCGACGUCGGCUUCGCCGCCAACUCGUCCUACCCGCACGCCUACUACGACACAAGGGGCCCCGGGCUGGACUACCUGCCCUACAAAGAACUCCGCGACUACUACAUCACCAACACCAAGCCCUGGAACGUGGCUAUAGACCCUACCACCCUGAGGUACGCCGACGCCCGGAACAAGCGCCUCAUUGACCCCAUCUUCGAGCACGCACAGCCGCCUAAUUACAUGACUGUGGACGGGUGCGAGAUCAAGUGGAACUUGUACAGGGAUACCAUUCCCGACGUGCCGCCUGCGGACAGAACAUGCACCGGGGAGAAAAAGUCGUAUAGGCUGAUCCCAUACGGCGCUGCCAAGGUUCACAUGUCGGACUUGCCCGUCAUCAAGUUUUAG